GAAAAGCUGGCAGCAGUGGUAGGCGAAGAAGAGUGCAAGAUGGCGGCACACGAUCGAGUUGUACGUCUCCUAACGCUGCUCCAGAAUGCGGCGUGCAGGUGUCCUGCUCACUCCCACACAUUCCAUCAAGCUGUGACCUGCAACACCCGAAAAACAGACUACGCCUUCGAGAUGGCCAGUUCCAACAUCCGCUAUGGAUACGGAGUCAGCAGGGAAAUCGGCAUGGAUUUGCAGAACCUCGGAGCUCGAAAUGUAUGUGUGAUGACCGACAAGAACCUGUCCCGCCUCCCACCAGUCAAGGCGGUCCUUGAGUCUCUCAUUAAGAACGGCGUUGAAUACAAAAUCUAUGACGGCGUGCGUGUGGAGCCGACUGACAGCAGUUUUAAAGACGCCAUCUCGUUUGCCAAGAAUGAGGCAUUCGACGUGUUUGUGGCGGUGGGUGGCGGCUCUGUGAUUGACACGUGCAAGGCGGCCAAUCUGUACUCAUGCCACCCUGACGCAGACUUUCUGGACUUUGUCAACGCUCCCAUCGGCAAAGGGAAACCCAUCACAGGUGCUUUGAAGCCUCUCAUUGCAGUUCCUACGACAGCCGGCACUGGCAGCGAGACCACGGGUGUGGCCAUCUUUGACUACGAGCCUCUGAGGGCUAAAACUGGUAUCGCUAGCAGAGCCAUCAGACCCACUCUGGGGGUAGUGGAUCCCAAACACACACUGAGCAUGCCCAGUAGAGUUGCAGCCAACAGCGGCUUUGAUGUGCUCUGUCACGCACUGGAGUCGUACACCGCCCUGCCAUAUAACCAACGUGCCCCUUGUCCUUCCAACCCCAUCAACCGCCCUGCCUACCAGGGCAGCAAUCCCAUCAGUGACGUGUGGUCACGCCAUGCCCUCAACGUGGUCGCCAAGUACAUGAAACGUGCGGUACGGGAUCCUGAAGAUCUGGAAGCACGUUCCAGCAUGCACCUGGCAAGCGUGUUUGCUGGCAUCGGAUUCGGAAACGCUGGCGUCCAUCUUUGUCAUGGGAUGUCAUAUCCCAUCGCUGGGAAUGUGAAGACCCACAAAGCCAAGGGAUACAGUGUUGAGCACCCUCUUGUGCCUCACGGCCUCUCUGUGGUUCUGACGGCACCGGCUGUCUUCACCUUCACAGCUCCAAUGUGUCCUGAACGUCACCUGGAAGCUGCACACAUUCUUGGCACAGACAUCAGACAGGUGAAGAGGGCAGACGCCGGUGCCGUGCUGGCUGACACACUGCGCAACUUCCUCUUUGAGCUACAGGUGGAGGAUGGCCUGGCCGCUGUGGGCUACGAGAAAGAUGACAUCCCAGCGCUGGUCCAAGGAACCAUCCCCCAGGAGCGAGUGACCAGACUUUCUCCUCGAGAGCACAGUGAGGACGACUUGACCAGUCUCUUUGAGGCCUCCAUGAAGCUUUACUGACAUACUACUCCUGGAGUAGCUCUACUGGCUGCUACAGAUUAGCACUCAAUAGAGACCAAAAGACAAAAUGUGAUUUAGCAUCAACAGUGCAUGCUGUUACUAUGCAAAUGAGCUACCAACAACAAAUACAAAUGUUCUUUAAUUAGCAAAUAUUCAUACAUAACAAACAGCAUCAAAUGUUUUAUGUGCACUUUAAAACAGACACCAAGAAAUACGUUUAAAAUGAUCAAAGAUAGCCCUCAGUUUACAAUGUAGUUCAUGUUAUUAAAUGAUAUGCUGACUUAUAUUCCAGAAUUGUAAUUUUCCUCCAGAUUAUCAUUAAAAGAUAUUUCUUUGGAGUAAAUUAAAAUAUUCACCUCCAAGUUAAAAGUAUACAAGUUAAGAUGAUCACUUCCAAUCAAGAAAUUACUACUUACUACUACCAAUCAAUAAAUGUUGACUACUUGCAAUCAAUAAAUGUUUAACAGUUUAAAGUGAAGACAUUCCUGCUAAAGAAAUCAAUAAAAGAAAUCUAUAAAACCUUUUCAGUUUGCAAAAAUGUAAAAAUUCAAGUCUUGACUUGCUAAAACUGAGCUCCAGCUGACAAAUUCAAGAAAUAAAAGGAGGAAAACUUCACGACGACUCGCUGGCUCCUCCCACUGUGUUUUUCUGCCAAUAAAAGAACAAACAAAUCAUUGGUGUAAGUGAACAAAAAAUUCUAACCUUGCAUCAAAGACGAUGGACACUGCAGAGCUUUGCUAAUAUUUUCCCUCCCUCAAAGCCCGAAAACAGGAGUAUCAAACUUGUUUUUCAUUAA
This is a messenger RNA of Doryrhamphus excisus (bluestripe pipefish), 2227 nucleotides long. It is a transcript of the gene adhfe1, whose product is annotated as alcohol dehydrogenase iron containing 1. Gene Ontology annotation, cellular component: mitochondrion. Gene Ontology annotation, molecular function: alcohol dehydrogenase (NAD+) activity; metal ion binding. Lineage: Eukaryota; Metazoa; Chordata; Actinopteri; Syngnathiformes; Syngnathidae. The record is from RefSeq and is a predicted model, not a curated record.